UCGAGAAGAUGGCGGCUAAGCCACAGUGCCGGCUGGCGUCUCAUUCCCGCCUUUUCUCCUGUCAACGGUUGUGUCACUCAAAAAAUUUCUUUUAGAAUAAAAAUGAGUGCGCUCCUAAUAAUCGUUGUUUGCGCGUUGAUCGCGUACAAAUAUUUCACACGCAAAACGGUUGUAUGCAAAAAAUCUAAAGGGAUUGUUGAACUGCAGCCCGCGCCGGGCCCUACACCAUUACCAGUCAUCGGCAGCUUGCAUCUUUUGGGCAAACAUGAAUCUCCGUUCCAGUCUUUUACAGAGCUUUCGAAGGAAUAUGGCAACAUAUUCAGCAUAAAAUUAGGGAGUUCGCAGUGCUUGGUUGUGAAUAAUCUAGAAUUGAUUAGAGAAGUUCUGAAUCAAAACGGCAAAUUCUUCAGUGGACGACCUGAUUUUCUGCGAUUCCAUCAACUAUUCGCUGGGGAUAGGAAUAAUUCGCUCGCGCUCUGCGAUUGGUCGAACCUACAACUCCGUAGACGAAACCUCGCGCGUCGCCACUGCGGACCCAAACAGCACACAGACAACUUCGCACGAAUCGGUUCCGUCGCUACAUUCGAAUCCAUUGAACUUAUACAAACGUUGAAACACAUUACACGCAGUACAGAAGGCGCAAUCAACCUCAAACCGCUCCUAAUGUCCACAGCUAUGAACAUGUUCGCUAACUACAUGUGCAGUAUACGUUUCGACGCAGAUACAGAUGCUGAAUUCAGGAAAGUCGUAGAUUACUUCGAUGAGAUCUUCUGGGAGAUUAACCAGGGAUACGCCGUCGAUUUCCUGCCUUUCCUCGCUCCGUUUUACAAGAAACACAUGGAGAAACUAUCGCACUGGUCACAAGAGAUACGUACCUUUAUUCUGUCAAGAAUCAUCGAGCAGAGAGAACUGAAUUUAGACACUGAAGGGCCUGAAAAAGACUUCCUCGAUGGCUUACUACGAGUGCUUCAUGACGAUCCUACAGUCGAUAGAAACACAAUCAUAUUCAUGCUUGAAGAUUUCCUAGGUGGACAUUCAUCUGUAGGUAAUCUAGUUAUGUUGUGUCUGACAGCCAUAGCCAGAGAUCCCGAAGUUGGCAGGCGUAUUAAGGCAGAAAUUGACGGUGUGACUAAAGGUAAACGCGCCGUAACACUAACUGACCGACCUUCCCUGCCUUACACAGAAGCAACUAUCCUAGAAUGCCUUAGAUAUAGUUCGUCACCAAUUGUUCCUCAUGUAGCCACAGAAAACGCCGCCGUGGCUGGUUACGGAGUAGAAAAAGGAACCAUAGUUUUCAUCAACAACUACGAGUUGAACACAUCUUCAAAAUACUGGAACGAGCCAGAGAAAUUUGACCCAUCUAGGUUCCUGGAAAAGACGAAAAUACGCGUACGAAGGAACUCUCUAUGCGAUUCUGGUAUGGAAUCAGACAGCGAACGAACAGGCCCGAUUGAUAAAAGCAAGGAAAUGGAGAAAGAAGUUGUAUCCGUGAAGAAGAAUAUACCACACUACUUGCCUUUUAGUAUCGGCAAACGAACGUGCAUAGGACAAACCAUGGUGACCACUAUGAGCUUCGUAAUGUUCGCAAACAUAGUUCAGGAAUUUGACGUCGCUGCUGUUAGCAAAGAUGACUUACGACAAAAGCCGGCAUGCGCUGCCCUACCCAAAGAAACCUAUCCACUUUACCUCUUGCCGCGAAAAUAUUAAACUAUAUAUUUAGUAUUUUUAGAUAAAAUCUCUUUAUUGUAUUGUGUUUUAGAUUCAACUUGUUGCAGUGACUCUCGCACAUAAUACAAUUUGUGAGUUACGCUCAAAAACUAUUUAUUUCUUGAAAUAAUUGACUUUAGGAUUAAAUAUUUUGAUUUAUUCUAACAGACUUAUCAAAGCCGAUGUUACGCCAUUAAGUUAUCCAAAUGUUGAUAUGAUUUGGUAUUGUUAAAUUUAUUUUAUUCAGGGCCAAUUUUUUAAUCCAUGGUUAAAAUUUAUCCGUCCAAUAAAGUAUUACACGAACAUUUUAAAAAAUCACCUGUAAACUGUCAUAUACGGACAAUUAGAAUACAUUUUUGAAAUUGUAGUUUAAAACGUUAUUCGAUGAAUAAGUUUUAACCAAGGAUUGAAAAAUCAGCCCUUAAACGACUGCUAUGUUACUGGACUUGAUAAUUUAGUUUAGGCAACGGUUUGUAAAACUACAAUUUCAUAGUAAGUACCUACACGCUUUUAUUAGCUUCACCUGCAUGUUUAUGUAACCGACUCCUUUAGACUCGAUUUUGACUUUAAACGGACAGAUUUAAUUCAAACUU
Messenger RNA from Colias croceus (clouded yellow), 2300 nucleotides. It is a transcript of the gene Cyp307a1, whose product is annotated as cytochrome P450 307a1. The coding region runs from base 103 to 1707 and encodes 534 amino acids. Lineage: Eukaryota; Metazoa; Arthropoda; Insecta; Lepidoptera; Pieridae. The transcript is spliced from 2 exons. The record is from RefSeq and is a predicted model, not a curated record. Gene Ontology annotation, molecular function: heme binding; oxidoreductase activity, acting on paired donors, with incorporation or reduction of molecular oxygen; monooxygenase activity.